AUGUGUUCUAAUUUAAUUUCAGCCAGUUUCCUUUAGGAAAACUCACAUGAGCAUCCUGUGAUUCUGCAACGACUCUCAUCAUUCCCCACCAGAACGUCAGACAGAAUAGCUGUGGAUUGAAAUCACUGAGAUCAUAAUGCAUCUCUCCAGGUGUCUCCUGCUGGCCAUGCUGGCAUUAGGAUCAUUAACCAUGUGCUCCUCAGGCCCUCUUCAUGCACAGUGCAAAGUGGAAUGGUACUUUGGGCUUCCUUGCAAUCAUGUGUACCAAGCCUUGGUCACUCAGAUUAAAAAGUGGAGGACAAUGGCAGGUUGUUCUAUGGGUGGAGAAAAGUGUCUAUACAAGCUCCAGUCAGCCUCCGUCCACUUCAUUGCAGCAAAGCACAUGGCACCACGGAAGAAAUAUGUGGAAGAUAUAAACUUCAGACUAGUUCCUUAUAAAUUCUUCACCCAUUGCCACGUAUCAGCCAUGUCAGUCUCAGAAACCUGGUAUGCUGUUACAGACCAUGGCACUAAUUACUGCAACCUCUACAACUUAAUAGAAGGGAGUGGACUGACUGAGGCUCCAGGUUAUAAGGAAAUCACCAGUGAAUUCCUGUGCACACAGCGAUCCUCUGCCAACUGCACUGUUUACUGAUGAUGGCCUCCGUUUAAGCUAAAUAUUAUCUAGCUGACAGGUCAAUAUUAUAGCAAUAGACAUAUGUAUAAAAGAUGUUAAACAUACAGUAAAAUGUAAUAAUGUUAAUUAUUGUGUCUCAGUGUGUGUAAAACUAUGUGGCCUGUAAUGAACAUUUGGAGUAUUUUAAGAAUUUGCUCCUUUGCCACUGUUCUUUCUUUUUUUUUUGAUCUCAUCCAAAAUUAAAUUCAAAAGGAACAUUAUAUUUUAGCUGCUUUCUUAGCACAAAAGAAAUUGUAAGGGGCAAAUAUAGCUCUCAGUGCUGCUGAGGUGAAGCACUGUCUUCAGAGAAACAUUGUUCUUUUUGACGCAUAGAGCAGUUUUUCUCUUAAAGACAGCAAUGUUUUCUAGAUCCACUCCCAGCCAUGUGGAUUGGAGGGCAGCUUUUAUUAGGACAGCAAUAUAGUCAGCCCAACUCAGCCAUCCAUCAUAGAAAAUUCAACGUGCCUCAAAUCGACACUGUUGGCCUGCCGCGGCACUGUCUGUCCUGAACAUUACGACUGAUGUGGCCUGCGCUGGCCUGAAGAGGGCAAUGCCUGCAAACACUCCAGCCCAUCAUUUAUUUGAUUGUGGCACAAAUUGUGUAGUUCAUUUUUAAUCAUUAAAACUACACUUUCAGAAUGGUUUAGUAACACCUCAAAGUAUUUUUUGUACUUUUUAUAAAAGUUGUUUUAGUAGUGAUAUGUAGUAAUGAUGGUUAAUAAGUUUAUGCCAUAUUCUGAAAAGUGAUGAUACCAAAACCUUCUAUAUAGCACAGUGUGUCCUGAACUGAUAUAUAUGUAGUGACAGAGAUGUAGAGGCUGGAGACAAAAAAAUAUGCUUAGGUUUUAUUUUAAGGAUACUGCAAAUUUUUUUCUUUUUCCACACAAG
Pangasianodon hypophthalmus (striped catfish) is the source of this 1543-nucleotide messenger RNA. RefSeq lists its product as uncharacterized. The record is from RefSeq and is a predicted model, not a curated record. The transcript has 5 exons. Bases 137 to 634 code for a protein of 165 amino acids. NCBI's taxonomy places the organism in Eukaryota, Metazoa, Chordata, Actinopteri, Siluriformes, Pangasiidae.